UCAUGGCCAUAGCCUGCAAAAUGGCAGAAGAUGCUUUUCACAUGAUGGACGUUAUCAUGGGCCCUCCCCCAAGGAGUUUGCUUUCUGCAAACCACGGUGCUGAUGCUUAUCUGGCAUCAGUGCUGGAAGAUGAAGAUGACGAUAGAACCAGCAGGCACAAUCUGUUGUGGUUGUGGCCUCCAAUUGUCGACCUGCUGGACUUGCUCCCUCGUGCCUCGCCUAGAUGGUGGGUCAUGCGUCGGAGUGGAGGUCUAUGGGAGGAUCUCCUUCCUGUUGACGAUGUGCAGAGCGACCAUUACAUAAGCCUUCUCCAAAUGCGACGGUCGACAUUCGAUCAGCUUCUGCGGAGGGUUGGUACGUUGCUUGCGUAACAAGUAACAAGAUUUCGCCCGCCUCUCCCGCCGGCCAAGAAGAUGGCGUAUGCUAUCCACAGGUGGGCUCACGGCGACGCACAUUGGCACAGUUGUUCUGCUUAUGGACUCGGCAAAACCAGUGGCGUGAGUGCUAUGCGAGAGGUUGCGGAGGCCAUCAUCGUAGCUUACUCGAAUGUUAUUGGGUUCGCAUGGAUGUGUUCGAUCAGGAGGGUUUUCCCAUUUGCUGGGGGUGCAUAGAAUGCACUCAUGUGUUUAUGGACAAGCCCCGCGCAGGCGACGACGAUGAUUAUUGUUCCGGCCGAAACACGCGGCUCUCUGUCGUGGCACAGCUGGUUGUGGACUAUGACCUCAAAAUCCUGGACUUCUGUUACGGCGUCUCGAGGACCGUUGGCGAUGCUCGUGUGCUGAAGUACACGUCAUUGUACCGCAGAGCGUUGAAGGGCACACUGUUCUUGGAUGAAGAGGCGACCCUUUCCGUGCCGCGAGGCCAAUCAUCCCCAGUGUGCUCGGUGGGUACUUGCUCGGGGACGGAGGUUACCCCAGUCUCCCGUGGCUCGUGACACCAUAUGGGCAGCAAGCCAAUGUCAUGCGAAACAUGCAGGUCUUCGAUUCCCUGCACAAGAUUGUCCAAUCUUGUGUAGAGCAUUUUUUUGGGGUUUUUAAAAUGUGUUUCCAAUUUUUAUAUCGUCCACACGUGGCGGACAUAAAAAGAGAAGGCUUGGAGUUCCAUGCCUGUUGUAUUCUGCACAAUCUGCUGCAGGCGUGGGGAGAUGUUCCCGAAUAACACAGCGACGACUCUGAUGGUCGUUCUCCGCUUGUGCCACCUCCCGGAGUCGAUAGGCGAGCUGACGGAUGCCCCCUUGAGUGCAUGUUCGGUCGUGAACGCGGGCAGGGCAUGAGAGACGCCUUGUGCAGAGGUGGUGCGCUUGUAUGAUCUUCGCAGGCAGUGGACAGACUCCGACGCCUUCAUCCACUUGUCUGAUCUACGUUAGUCAUCCGAGAGUCUGAGGGACAGUUGUUGUGUUUUUCCAGAACUAAAGUGACGGGCCACCAGUCAUGGCAAACGAUGAUGGUGAGAGAGGCUACGUGUGGGAGAGGUAUGCACUGCGUGAAGAGUUGGAGAAGACGGAGCGAGAGGUGAGUUUCCUCCAUAGCUUUUGGGUGGCGAGAGGAGACAGUGUCACUAUGCGUAUUUGGCACAGGAGAGAGGUAUGCGAGACGCAGGUGAUGCAAGAGAACAGAAAUGCGAGGAGGUGGGCAAAUUCGGUUGUCGAAAGACUUCGAGAUGCACGGGCGAGGCUUAUGCAAUGUUGCGAUCAGCUUGUUGUGCAAGCUAUGCGGAUGAGACGCGAGCUAGAGCGAUGGCGGACGAUGUGGGAGGACAGCCGCAUGCAACAUGAUGCAGCUCAACAAGCCUUGAGGGAUGCGAUUCAGGAGAGAGAUGAAGCAAGCCGUGAGAGAGAUGAUGCAAGAAAGAGCUUGGAGGCCGACGAGAUCGAUCUACAGGUAGUGCGGGAGCAAGCGGACACGGCGUGGCUGUUCUUCGAAGAUGUUGUGAACGUAGGGUCACCGCCAGCUUCCGAGGAACACAGUUUGUCGUUUGCUUUCGAUGAUCUGUCAUUGACAGAUAAGGGCAAGGCGCCUCUAUAUCCACAACACACAGGUGGCACAGCUGGUCCAGCCACGACGGGAAAAGAUGGUGUGGUGUGUCCAACCUGUCAGGAGGUUUCUGCCCAUAUGUCGCAGAUGGAAAGCGAGAUGGUGCGCUUGAGAAUGGCGAAUGAACUUCUCCAACUCCCUGCCUCCUUCUGGGAGGAGGCAGACAAGGAGUUGCAGAACUUCGUGGUACCUCUGACGUUUCUGCCUCCGCCUGCACGCCGUUCGUCUUCUUAGUUGUCGGGGCAAAGCCUCCUGAUAGAAGGGUUUGGUGUGCCUCUUUAAACAGGGUCCAAGCGCGCGCGCGCGCGCGAGAGAGAGAGAGAGAGAGAGAGAGAGAGAGAGAGAGAGAUGGUGGACACGCAAGGCCUUGCUUUUGUGUUGAAUGACAAUCCCUUUUUAUUAUUCGUGUAUGAAAAACAGACGUUAUAUUUUUUGUUUUGCACUCUAUGCAUUCGUGGGUGUGACUGUGUCGUCCUCCGGAAUAUUCGAAAACCUGUAUGUGCCAACUUACG
Chara braunii is the source of this 2545-nucleotide messenger RNA. The record is from the annotation of a GenBank genome assembly. NCBI's taxonomy places the organism in Eukaryota, Viridiplantae, Streptophyta, Charophyceae, Charales, Characeae.